GCCAUCCAUCCUCUGCCAUUGAUUGAUCCCUGAUCAUUAAUAUUUAACUUGGCUGCUCUGUGUUUAACGAAUGGGAUGAGAUAAUCCCUUGGAUGGUGAGGAUCCAAAACCUUGUCCAGAACUUCAGGCAGCUGCUGCAGAGUGUUGGGGUUAUGGAACAGUUAAUGUUUUAAUUAAAAAAAUUAAUUUAGAGCAGAAAUGAAGAAUCCAGUGUGAAAUUGAAAUGGGAACCUGACAGCAGCAUUUUCAGAAAGAAUAUUUAUCUUCUUUUACUCUGGCUUUGAAAAAGUCUCAGGAAAUGGGCAAAGGAUGGGACUCAAACAGCAGCAGUAACCACAGCAACGGGUACAGAGAGUCUGUGACUUAAUCCUGUCAGCAUUCCUUGAAAAAUGGAGGGGGCCAGAGGUUUUGUUGCUUUAGCCUUGGAAAAUUAAAGUUCCCGGCUGUGGUUUCAUUCAGCAGUGUAGCAGGACCUUGUUCAGUCGUGGCAUAAAUCAAACACCUCACUAAGGCAGGAAUUCUGCUGCUCUUGGGCCAGUGAGGAGAGAAGCAGUGGCAGGGAAAAGAUGUUUUAUUUCAGCACAGAUGUGUGCAGGGAAAGGGCCAAGAAAUGAGGGGCAGUGAGAGGAUGGAGGUGCUGGGAAAUCUGCUUCCCAAAAUCCAUGAAGGCUGUACUUGAGUAUAGAAAUAUUUGUUUGGAGAAGAAAUUCCUCCCUGUGAAGGUGAGGAUUAGGAGCUGUGGCUGCCCCUGGAUCCCUGGAAAUGUCCAAGGCCAGGUUGGCAUGGUGGAAGAUGUCCCUGCCCACAGCAAGGGGUGGCACUGGAUUGUCCUUAAUGUCCCUUCCCACCCAAACCAUCCCAUGAGAGCAGGAGAGGGCAGAAAAACAACAACAAGGAGAGAAACCUUCACAGCUCUGCUGAAUUCUUGAGGGCUGAGGCACCAUGGAGCAGUACACAGCCAACAGCAGCAGCUCCACGGAGCAGAUCGUGGUGCAGGCAGGGCAGAUCCAGCAGCAGCAGCAGGGAGGUGUCACAGCUGUCCAGCUGCAGACUGAGGCCCAGGUGGCAUCGGCCUCAGGCCAGCAAGUGCAGACCCUCCAGGUAGUGCAGGGGCAGCCUCUGAUGGUGCAGGUGAGCGGGGGGCAGCUCAUCACCUCCACGGGCCAGCCCAUCAUGGUGCAGGCCGUGCCCGGGGGCCAGGGCCAGACCAUCAUGCAGGUGCCCGUGUCUGGCACGCAGGGCCUGCAGCAGAUUCAGUUGGUCCAGCCAGGUCAGAUUCAGAUUCAAGGUGGGCAGGCUGUGCAGGUACAGGGGCAGCAGGGCCAGACCCAGCAGAUCAUUAUACAGCAGCCCCAGACUGCAGUUACUGCUGGCCAGACACAGACCCAGCAGCAGAUUGCAGUGCAAGGCCAGCAGGUUGCCCAGGCUGCUGAGGGCCAGACCAUCGUGUACCAGCCUGUGAAUGCUGAUGGCACCAUCCUGCAGCAAGUUACAGUCCCUGUUACAGGCAUGAUCACCAUUCCUGCAGCCAGCCUGGCUGGAGCCCAGAUUGUCCAGACAGGAGCCAACACCAACACCACCAGCAGUGGCCAGGGGACGGUGACAGUGACACUGCCAGUGGCUGGCAACGUGGUCAAUUCAGGGGGAAUGGUCAUGAUGGUGCCUGGGGCUGGCUCAGUCCCAGCCAUCCAGAGGAUCCCCUUGCCUGGAGCAGAGAUGCUGGAGGAGGAGCCCCUGUACGUCAAUGCCAAGCAGUACCACCGCAUCCUGAAGAGGAGGCAGGCACGGGCCAAGCUGGAAGCAGAGGGAAAAAUCCCCAAAGAGAGAAGGAAAUACCUGCACGAGUCGCGGCACCGGCACGCCAUGGCCAGGAAACGCGGAGAGGGCGGGCGCUUCUUCUCCCCCAAGGAAAAGGACAGCCCUCACAUGCAGGAUCCAUCUCAAAGCAACGAAGAAGCAAUGACACAGAUGAUCAGGGUCUCCUAACCCCUGCUUCCAGGGCAAAACACCUGAAGGGAAUUCCCAUCCCUCCUGCCAGCCUGCCCUGCCUGCCCAGAGUGCCCAGUGACCCCUGGAGUGGGACAAUCUCCAUGCCACAGCCUGUCCUUUUCCACAGAGCAAGCACCACGUGUUGAGGACGUGCUUGAGGUUUCAACUCUUCCACCAGAACCUUUCAGACCUCCUUGGUGCCCUCUCCUGAUCCAGCACAGGGAAUUCAGAGUCCGAGUGCUCAUCUCUGGUUUUUCCUUCGUUUUCCCACCUCAGUCCCCGUGGCUGGUGCAGCUCAGCCCUGUCCAGGGACAGAUUCCAGCUCCUCCAGCAGCACUGAGCAGGGCUGGGCUUGAGAUUUGUUAUUCCAUCCACUCCUCACCCCUCUGGACUGGGUUUUCCCUGAGCUGGGCAUUGCUGUUGCACUUCUGGCCCUGGCAGAAACUGAAGGGGAUUCUUUUCAAUUCCACCCUGUAAAUGUGUAAAGAAGCUCUUCUCUGGGAAAGGUUCAGCCAUCCAAUCAAUGCUAGAAAUAGUCAAGAUUCCUGCAGGACUUGAUGUGUUGUGUCUCUGUUGCCAGUGGGGUGGGAGAGGGAGAUGUGGGGGGGGUUGGGUCAGUGAAUCAGUCUCUGGCUGGGUUUGGAUGUUCAUUGCCAGUCCUUUUGCUUUGGAAGAAAACUGGAUGCGAGUGUAGAAAGGAUUGAAACUUUUCAGUGACUCUCUUCCAAAGGAUUUUUUUUUUUUUUUUAAUUUUAUUUUUCUCACCUGCCAGUGAAAUCCAUGGUUCCUCCAAGAGAUGUGGAGCCCUCAGUGUCACAGAGGUGGCACUUGGCCAUGGCUGGGAUGGAGUUUCUGGUGCCUAAAUCAUUUCUGCAAUUCCAAGGGAUGAUUCAGGACAGCAGCAGCUGGGGCAGCUCAGCCUGAGCUCCCUGAAGGACUCAGCAGAUACUGAACCUUUCAUGCUUUUUAUAAAUUAAGCUCUUAAAAACCAAACAGAAGUGGCACUUAGCAAAGGAGCAAUACUUACAUUAUUAAAAAAUAGGAUUUCCCCAUGACCUACAGCUGGCUUUGUCUGAGCAUCUCCCCAGAACAGUUUUAAUUUGGAUUCUAAGCCUGUUCUAUUAUAAUUUGAAUUGUGGUGAUGGGAGCAGUAGUUACAAGCAUUUAACAGGUGAUUUCUCACCGUUGCACUGCUCACCUUGACGAGUUACACAGCUGCUCUGCUGGAGUCCCAGAAUUUCCAGGUUUUUGUGUCCUGUAGCUCAAACUGGAUCACAGCAGCACAAUUUGGGGUUGGGAAUGUGCUGGGUGAAUGGGAACCCGGCCAGGUGCAGCUGAAGAGUGAGGAAAAGCUGCCAAGGAUGGCUGAGACUGUGUCAAAUCCAGUGAGUGCUGAACUGAAGUGACAAGGAAAUGCAGCUGGGAAAAGAUGGAAGGAAAUACCAUUUCCAAUUUACUGGAAGCUCACGGCUAAAGACAAAGUGGAGGACAAAUCAAGAGGACACAAAAGAACAGAGCCUGGAAAAUGCCAUUUCCUUUGGAUGAAAUGAAAAUCCUAAACCUGAGAGAGGAGGAAAGUUGGAUCCUCGUUGUGAGCAGGCAGUGCUGGGGAGGAGGGAGCCUGUUGAGGUGGAAGGGCAGCAGGAGCCUCGGAGGGGUUUGGGGUUGGAUCUCCAAAAGCAGCUGAGCUCCUUGCUGUGCCCCUGCUCCUGUGAGGACACUCAGGGACACCUGCAGCUGCCCUGGCCCCUGGCAGGCAAAUAAAUCUCCUUUCUUUCAGCUUUCGUCCCAAGUCAGAUGAGCAACCUGACACUCUGCUCACAGCUCUUAAUUAGGAUUUAUUUCUGAUCAUUCCAAGGGCGUUUUUAACAUGGAUGGCAUCCUCAGGGCCUCUGGUUGCCUCUGCCUUAAACCCUUGUCCAGUUCCAGCACUGGUUUUGCUCAGCUGGCACCUGAAGCUCACCCAGCACUUCCUGGGCUCUCCCCAUUCCAGGAAUGUGCAGCUCUCCUUAAGGGAUUUGAGUUGAAUUUGCAGCAUUACUGUAAAUAUUUUUUUUUUUUUGAGCAUCUGUACAUUUUGUUGGUGGAAUAUUUGCUGGAGUAAAACCCUCUCCAUGAUAUUUUUUGCUCUUCGGUUGAUGCUAAAUCUGUCCUGAAACAUCUUUUUGAGAGCUGGAAAUUCAGGAAGCAAGAUUAUUGCUCUGACAUAGGUUUUGUUUCAUUUUUUUUAAAGAAAUAAUUUACUUUUCUUAAAGAACUUGUAAACUUUUUUUUCCCAAUAUCCCUUCAUAUCUAGGUUCUCUGAUCUGCUGUUGUAGGUUGUGUGUGAAGAAAUAUGGAUUUGUGUUCUAGAAAGUCUUACUGUUAAUGUUUUAAUAGUGAUGUGAAAGCCCAAGUGCUCCUAUUAUUUUUUUUUAUUUGUUUUGUGUUCUGUGUAUCACUGCUGAAAGUUGUGUUUAUUUGGUGAGGUUGGAGCCAGCAGUCAACACCACGGUACCAAAAAUAUUUGCUUUAUUUUCCAGGCAAAUCUGUGAAAACUGGAGAAAUGUCCAGUUCAAAACCUCCCUAGUAAUUAAAAUUCUUUAUAGAUUGGCUACACUUGAGUAAAAACUUCACUUUAGGAGUGAGUUUAACAUUCUAAAUUCCACUUUUGGAGUAAGGAUGAAAGAAGAAGUUUGGGGAAAAAUGUGUUUGAUUGACCCAGAGCAGUGAAGCAUCAAACCCAUCAAAACCCAGAGUUUUAGGAGUGUAAAGAUCAGGAUUUGGAAGAAAAUGGUCCUCAAGUGAUGCUAAAUGCAUGUUAAAAAGAGCUGAAAAAUCAACUUUUCUUUGUGGGAGGGUCCUGAGCUUAACGUAACGUCAGGCAAAGUUUGUACAUAGUUCAAAGUUUUUAAUUUUUUUUAUAUGAUGCAUUUUUUCAGGUGUAUUUUGGUCUUUAAUAGAUGCAAUUGUAAGUACUGUGUACACUCUCCAGCUAAUAAAAUUUAUAAACUG
Molecule: messenger RNA, 4983 nt
Organism: Melospiza georgiana
Lineage: Eukaryota; Metazoa; Chordata; Aves; Passeriformes; Passerellidae
Gene: NFYA
Product: nuclear transcription factor Y subunit alpha
Exons: 10
Coding region: 943-1986 (347 amino acids)
Biological process (GO): regulation of transcription by RNA polymerase II
Cellular component (GO): CCAAT-binding factor complex
Molecular function (GO): DNA-binding transcription factor activity, RNA polymerase II-specific; RNA polymerase II cis-regulatory region sequence-specific DNA binding
Source: RefSeq, a predicted model, not a curated record